AUGGCUCUCCCCUCUGCCGCAUCAGAGCACUACCUUGAGCAACCCACGUAUGAUGAUCCUCCUGAGGACAGUUCACGCGAGCAAAGUCAAAACGAACCUCAAGAAAAUGACGAUAACCCACCAGGUGGAUUCGAUCCAACUCCGCUCCCCGACGCUCCUCCUGGGUAUACCAUCAAAAUCACCUUCCACAAGGCUAUCAACCUCCCAGUGGCCGAUAUCCAGACAGUAUCCGCCGAUCCAUACAUCCACGCCACACUGACUGCUGAUGUCCCCAAGCGACACCCAGAAGACCCUCCACUCACGCGCAGGACACGGACUAUACAUCAUAGUCUGGAGCCGGUAUGGGAGGAAGACUGGAUUGUUGCCAAUGUGCCAACCACAGGAUUCGUACUAAAAUGCCGCCUAUACGACGAGGACUGGCCAGACCAUGAUGACCGACUGGGCAAUGUUACCAUUAAGGUGGAUCACCUAGACGAGGACUGGCCGGGAUUUGGACUGGAUGGCAAGUUCUUUGAAGUUAGGAAGCGUUCGGGCAGCAAACGGGCAUAUUUCCACAAAGGCAUUGAGGCCCUCAUGAAUGGACUGAAAUGGACAACACCUCAGAUACACAUCAGCGUUAAUGUCCUCGGCCUCUCGGAUCCACCUCAUGCCCAGAUGUGCACUCUGGGUCCUACCUAUUGGGUCAAGCACUUCAGUCCCAUGAUCGGGCGGCUGACAGAGAGCAGUUUCCAAGCCAACGAAAUCCAACUUGCUGGGCCAGUUCCUCCCAAGCUAUACCACCGCUACGUCGAGUUCCGUCCCAUUAUCGGCAAGAUGUUUUCGCAAAAAGGUUUCAGGGGUCACAUCCUGAACAAAGUUCUUCACAAGCAACACAGGCGAAUCUACAAUUUCGACUCUAGUACCCAAUACGGGAUAUUUGCAGAACGCAGCAGGGAGGCUUCUGUACAGUUUCUCAAGAUGGCGCAUUAUGCGGAAGGAGGUCGCAUUUUCACCUACGUGCUCACCUUGGACGGCUUGCUGCGCUUCACCGAGACGGGCAAGGAAUUCGGUAUUGAUCUACUGAGCAAGCACACCAUGCACUCAGACGUGGCGACCUACAUCGCCUGCUCGGGCGAGUUCUUCAUCAGACGUAUCUCCAAGCGCCAUAGGCACCAUCACCCUCACACGGACUCUUCAAGCCACCAUUACAAUGACCAGGAAAGCGGGAAUGGCGAAAGCAGCACCUGCGAGAACGGGUUCGACCACGAGACACACGAUCACCCAAGCGCAUCAUCCGAAACCUCUCGCGACCCGGAGGACUACAAGCUCAUCAUCGACAACGACAGCGGCACCUACCGCCCAGACAAGUGCGUCCUGCCUGACCUGCAGGCGUUCCUGCAGGGGCAGUUCCCGGGUCUGCACAUUCGGGCGCUGGAUUGCGGCGACGAGGAGCACCAGAAGGCCAAGAAGGAGCAGCUGGAGAUCAAGAAGAAGGAGGGUGCCAAGGUCCGCAUGGUGUUGAACCGCAGCCCGAGCUCGAGCAGCUUCAGCUCGGAUGACGAGAGUCGCCUGGGAGAUUUGGAUGCGAUGGAUGAUGAUACGCCGAGGUACAAGAGUAAGAAGGAGAGGGUGUUUGAAAUGGUGGAGGAUCCGAGCACGUGGAGGGACUGGGUUCCGGCAACACUCCGACUGAAGACGCGGCCGGGAAAUGCAAAGAACACUCACCAGUAG
Neurospora tetrasperma FGSC 2508 is the source of this 1710-nucleotide messenger RNA. RefSeq lists its product as uncharacterized. Gene Ontology annotation, biological process: positive regulation of gene expression. Lineage: Eukaryota; Fungi; Ascomycota; Sordariomycetes; Sordariales; Sordariaceae. Bases 1 to 1710 code for a protein of 569 amino acids. The transcript has 3 exons. The record is from RefSeq and is a predicted model, not a curated record.